AUGUAUUUACACUUUCGCUUCCUAUCACUCGUGGCCUUCGUGGGUGCUGGUGCAUCCAUUGUUGCUGCUACUGGCUCCAGCUCGACUUGCGAUGCCCUCUGCCUGGAAGUAGUGCAAAAUGGUUCCUCAUGGGAAAUAGACCAGCAUGCGUCUCGUGAUUUCUCGUUCUACGCGACACCAUCUAACUUUUCCUUUGAUCUUUCUCCGGGCAGCCUCAUCACCGUGGAGCCGGUCACCCAACUGUUGAACUACAGUAUUCCGAGCGGUCUCUCCAUGUCUCGCAUCAUAUACACCACUAAUGACCUGAAUGGUACUACGCUUCCGACUUCUGCAUAUAUCCUCUGGCCGUACACGCCACUCACGACUAGCGGCCACAAAGAUCAAGGAUAUCCGAUGGUAGCAUGGGCUCAUGGUACUUCUGGAGUACUGAGAGGCUGCGCACCGAGCAACUAUCGAAACCUGCAGUACCACUUCAUGACUCCCUUCCUCCUCGCCCUUCAGGGUAUGGUUGUCGUGGCGCCGGACUAUGCAGGACUCGGCGUCGACACAUUGCCCAAUGGACAGAAGAUAGGACACCCCUGGCUUAGCGGACCGGCACAAGCCAACGAUCUUGCCAACGCCGCCAUAGCUGCUCGGAAAGCUUUCCCCGAUCUCCUAACAGCUGACGGGCCCUUUGUUGCCAUGGGUCAUUCCCAGGGAGGAGGAGCUACUUGGGCAUUCGCCGAGAAGCAGGUCAAGGAACCUAUAUCUGGAUACAAAGGCACAGUUGCUAUUGCACCCACCACACGGACCUUCGACCAUCUGAAAGACGCUUUUAGCAACAUCACAGAACCUUGGGCCCAGGUAAUCAUUGCUGGACAACCUAAGCUUAUAUCUGCAGUCACUGCUGCGUUCCCGUCAUAUAAUUACUCAGGCCUAACACCUGUAUCUUACGAUAGAUGGUUCAACGUCCUGAAGCCUUUGGAUGGAUGCCUCCCGACAGACAGUCUUGCGUUCACAAACGUGACUGUUGACGAAUUAGCGGUUCCCAACUGGUAUGACGCACCCGAGGUCCAGGAAUAUGCAAAGUUAGCAGAAAACGGACGGAAGAAAUUCAAGGGUCCACUGCUCAUCGUCUCUGGGGAAGCCGACAUUGUAGUCCCUCUUGAUACGGUUGAGUCCGCGGUCGAUGAUACUUGCAAGAUGUUAAAAGAUGAGCAUUGGAACGAGUCACUUGAGUUAGUCACCUACUCAGCCAUGGAUCAUUUCCCGAGCAUUCAAGCUAGUCAGAUGAAGUGGCUACCGUGGAUUAAAGAUCAGUUGACUGGUGCACCACCACCACGACCCGGAUGUUUCAAGAGUGCCGUAACCGGAAUCCGUACAAACGACACCGUGCAAACUGCGACACCGAACUUCCUUGAGGGUUGGGCUAGUGCUGAAGAGAAUGAAAUCACCAGACUUUUGGCGUAUAAUCCAUUGACCGGUUUGUAA
This is a messenger RNA of Talaromyces stipitatus ATCC 10500, 1470 nucleotides long. RefSeq names its product secretory lipase, putative. Gene Ontology annotation, biological process: lipid catabolic process. Bases 1 to 1470 code for a protein of 489 amino acids. Gene Ontology annotation, molecular function: triacylglycerol lipase activity. Lineage: Eukaryota; Fungi; Ascomycota; Eurotiomycetes; Eurotiales; Trichocomaceae. The record is from RefSeq and is a predicted model, not a curated record. The transcript has 2 exons.